CACCUUGAAAAAUAUUAUCCAAUGUGUUUUUAUUUCGUCGGUUCACCAGUUCCAAAUUUCUAGCACGAUGUUGACGACGGUCUGCGUGUUAUCCGCACUGGCUCGUCGUUUCCCCCGCCCCUGGGCUCGAAAUCUUAGCACUCGGGAUGACGCCUCACCUUCGUCAACCACGCCCAAUGAAGACAAGUUCAAAUUUGACCCUCAUCUCUGGUCCACUUCGACCUCUUUCAACGCCGACGAAGUGGACAAAUUUCGGGCCAUGGCUCAGUCCUGGUGGGAUCCUCAAGGUCCUUGCCAACCCUUACACAGCAUGAACACCCUCCGAGUGUCCCUGGUGCGUCAAGGCCUACUUCAAACCGGAUUAAUUCCAGAGGAUCAAGCUCAAACUGGUCGAGAUCUGACGGGUUUGCGAAUUUUGGACGUAGGCUGUGGUGGUGGCCUCCUCAGUGAGCCCUUAGCCCGUCUAGGAGCCACAGUCACGGGCUUAGAUGCGGCUGAGGAGAAUAUACGCAUUGCUCAGGAACACGCUCAUCAAGAUGAAGCCAUUCGCGAACGACUCACCUACGAAGCUUGCACGGCCGAAGAUUUCUGCCAGCGGAAUCCCGAGGUUCAAUUUGAUGCCGUGGUGGCCUCGGAGGUCAUCGAACACGUGGAUCAACAGCCUUUGUUUGUGCACACGUGUAGUCAAUUGGUGCGUGAGCGGGGAUCCCUAUUCUUUACCACGCUGAAUCGCACCCAGGAGUCGUACCUGGCCGGGAUUGUGGCGGCCGAGUACGUUUUGCGGCUUUUACCCCGAGGCACGCACGAUUGGCAGAAAUUCGUCCAACCCGAGGAAUUGGAGGGGUGGUUGAAUGCGGCCGGGUGCCGAACCCGAUCCGUUCAAGGGAUGGUUUAUAUGCCCGUCUUCAAUACUUGGCAUUGGAUCCCGGUGAAUCGGGUUAAUUACGCCCUUCAUGCAGUCAAAGAACCCGCUUUAACUUCGUUUAUUGAUUAAAGAGUUAUAAUAAUAUCAGGAAGAGCCGAUAA
Messenger RNA from Tigriopus californicus, 1026 nucleotides. RefSeq names its product ubiquinone biosynthesis O-methyltransferase, mitochondrial-like. Gene Ontology annotation, molecular function: 2-methoxy-6-polyprenyl-1,4-benzoquinol methyltransferase activity. NCBI's taxonomy places the organism in Eukaryota, Metazoa, Arthropoda, Copepoda, Harpacticoida, Harpacticidae. Gene Ontology annotation, biological process: ubiquinone biosynthetic process. Bases 68 to 994 code for a protein of 308 amino acids. The transcript has a single exon. The record is from RefSeq and is a predicted model, not a curated record.